Molecule: messenger RNA, 630 nt
Organism: Metarhizium acridum CQMa 102
Lineage: Eukaryota; Fungi; Ascomycota; Sordariomycetes; Hypocreales; Clavicipitaceae
Source: RefSeq, a predicted model, not a curated record
AUGAAUGUGAAGGAUAUCCGUGGCUGUCUUCAAGCUGGCGCCCAACGAGUCAGUAUUGAUUUUACCGAGGGCAGCUUGGCGCUAAAGAAUGAUCUUUCCAAUCCUUGGACCGGCGCUGCAUUACUCGACCGCUUCAUUGACCUUAUUAACCACGUCUUGGCGCGUUUUUUGCCCGAGGAGAGAGCGAAUAUCGGUCUUCACACAUGCCCAGGCGGUGAUUGCGACAGCGUACACUCUGCUGAGGUUCCGUACAGUCAACUGCUACCCAGUCUCUUUGAAAUUAAUGCUGGCUACUUCCUUAUCCAGUUUUCGAGUGAGCAAGACCGGGAUUCCAUGUAUAGGAUUAUCGGGGAGUCAAUUCGCCAGGAUGCCGAGGGUGCAGAGCAGGUUGCUUUCAUCGGAGUCGUCAGCCCUAUUCACCCGAGGGUUGAGACACCCGAGGAGAUUGCGGACCAGCUGGUCAUGGCCUCCCAGUAUAUUCCUACUGAUGAGCUGGGUGCUACGGAUGAUUGUGGCUUCUCACCUUUCUCCAUCGAUGUGAAGCCAAAGCAUGGAAGCCCAGACUUGGCGAGAGACAUUGCGUUCCAAAAAAUAACCAACAGAGUUCAGGGGGCCCAAGACGGCCAGUGA